AUGCCGCGCGGUAAAGUUAAACUAACAACAGCAGCGGCAAAUGUUCGCUCUAAAAAUACGAGCAAUAAGCCUCAAGAAGCAGAAAUAAAUGAAACUAUCAAAACAGAAAAUAUAGAAAUCAAGAUUGAAGCACCAGAGCCACCAGAAGUCACACUGAGUCCCAAUAAAAUAGACUUGAGUCAAUUUAAAUUUCAGAAGAAACCACACGUUAAAAUCGAAUAUGAGAAGGAUUCACCUGAGAAAGCUGAGAAAGAAGAAGCAAAGGGUUUAUGGGAGCCACAUAAUUGGAAAGAGUUCCUGGUGAACUUGAGGAAUAUGAGAUCCAACAAUGAUGCUCCGGUUGAUACCAUGGGCUGCCACUUAAGUGGAGACCAAAAAGCUGCUCCUGAGGUGUACAGAUAUCAAUGUCUGAUAUCACUGAUGCUCUCUAGUCAGACAAAGGACCAAGUAACAUUUGCAGCUAUGGAGCGUCUCAGAGCCAGAGGGCUAACUGUAGACAAUGUAAUACAAAUGAGUGAUGAUGAACUGGGCAAGCUGAUUUAUCCUGUAGGCUUUUGGAAGACUAAAGUUAAGUACAUCAAGAAAACAACACAAACUUUGAAAGAACAGUAUAAUGGAGACAUACCAGACUCUGUAGAAAAGUUGUGCAAGCUAACUGGUGUUGGACCUAAGAUGGCACACAUCUGCAUGCUUGUAGCUUGGGAUAAAGUCACUGGGAUUGGUGUUGACACUCAUGUUCAUCGAAUAAGCAACAGAAUAGGCUGGGUAAAGAAACCAACUACUACACCAGAAGAAACUCGGAAAACCUUACAAACUUGGUUACCCUUUGAUCUUUGGAGUGAAGUUAAUCAUCUUUUGGUAGGAUUUGGUCAAACUAUCUGCCUGCCCAUAGGUCCCAUGUGUCAUGAAUGCCUGAAUAGAGACAUAUGUCCAUCAAGUAAUUUGGGUAGAAAGUCACCUAAGAAGACCCCAGUGAAGAAGGAAGCCAAAAGUGAAAAUUCAGAUGAUGAAUUUGAAGUUAAACCACCCAAAAGUAGAAAAGUCACACCAAGAAAGGAGUUAAAUGAUGAAACGGUGAAAUCAGAGGCAAAGAAAGAAAACUUACAUAUUAAAAAUGAAACAGCAAGUAAAGAAAACGAGAAAAAGUCUCCUCGAAAGAGGAAGGUAACACCAACAAAGGCAGAUCAAAUUAAUAUAGAUGAUAUGAAUGAUUUUGAAGAAACAUCCAAUGUGGUUGUGAAAGCAGCACCUAAGAAAAAAGGAACUCCUAAAAAAACAAAAAUAGAUGAUAUUGAAGUUAAAAAUGAUAAGCUGACAGUUCAAAGUGCUCCUCAGAAGAAAAAAACUCCACAAAAGAAAACACUAUUGACAAAUAAAAAUAGUGAUGGAGACAGUGAAACUAUUGUACAGAAUAAUAGUGAUGAAAAUAUUGUGUUGCAAGAAUUAACAACUAAAACUAAAAACACUAGAAGCAAGGCAGAAGGGACACGAAAGUCUGCAAGAAAUAAAGCAGUUUCAUAA
Molecule: messenger RNA, 1521 nt
Organism: Spodoptera littoralis (African cotton leafworm)
Lineage: Eukaryota; Metazoa; Arthropoda; Insecta; Lepidoptera; Noctuidae
Source: the annotation of a GenBank genome assembly